Messenger RNA from Girardinichthys multiradiatus, 5929 nucleotides. RefSeq names its product TSC complex subunit 2 (gene tsc2). Gene Ontology annotation, cellular component: cytoplasm; nucleus; TSC1-TSC2 complex. Bases 190 to 5811 code for a protein of 1873 amino acids. NCBI's taxonomy places the organism in Eukaryota, Metazoa, Chordata, Actinopteri, Cyprinodontiformes, Goodeidae. Gene Ontology annotation, molecular function: GTPase activator activity. Gene Ontology annotation, biological process: regulation of cell cycle; negative regulation of phosphatidylinositol 3-kinase/protein kinase B signal transduction; negative regulation of TOR signaling. The record is from RefSeq and is a predicted model, not a curated record. The transcript is spliced from 41 exons.
UGUGUCAUCCGGUUGGUGAGUAGAAGACUGAGAACAAGCUUUCGGCAACAAACAGUGAGUUAUUUGAAUGCAUAGUAGCAGCAGACGGCCUGGUUAGCUUUAAAAGGGCGAAGCCAAGGAUAAAUGAAGAAGAAAGCGACUUCGUUUCCGUAAGGUAGCCAUCAGCAGCAGCUCUGAAAGUCUUUCACCAUGAAUAAGCAACAAAGCAAAGAAACGCUGAAAGAAAAAAUGAGGGGGAUCUUUGGUCUGGGGACGCCACGCCAGCAAGCCAAGCAGUGUGACUCGAAGCUGCCAGAGUUUAUAAUCACAGCCGACAUUAUAAAGGAGCUCCACCCUGAUUGUGGCCUGAGCAACCGCAUCCGGGUGAUGAACCAAAUCUGUGACCUGGCAAAAAUCAAAAAAUUUGAAGAGAAUGCAGUGGAGGCUGUGUGGAAAGCCGUGGAGGACAUGCUGUCCCCGGAGCAGCCGCCAGAGGCCAGACAUGCUGUCCUGCAGCUUCUCAGGGCCAUCAUACAAGGACAGGGUGAGUGGCUCGGUCCUCUGAGGGCGUACUUUUUCAAGGUGAUCAGAGACUACCAACCUUGCCACGAGGACCUCUCAGAAAGACUGGAAGUGUUCAAGGCUUUAACGGAAAACGGGAAGGACAUCACAUACCUGGAGGAGGACAUAGCGCGGUUUGUCCUCCUGUGGAUGGACAUAGGUCUCACCUCAGACUUCCUCCACGUUCUCGUGAAUCUGGUUAAGUACAACAGCUGCUACCUGGAUCAGAACGUCUCCAGCAUGGUCCAGAAAAUCUGUGUCCUGUGCAACAGAACAACAUCAUCCACUGAUAUAGAGGUGGCGCUUCAAGUCUUGGAUGCUGUUGUUUGCUACAACUGCCUGCCCUCAGAGUCCCUCACUGUCUUUAUUAUAACGCUCUGCCGUACGGUUAACGUGAAGGAGUUCUGUGAAUCAUGCUGGAAGCUGAUGAGGAAAGUUCUGGGGACUCAUCUGGGUCACAGUGCUAUUUACACCAUGUGCCGGAUCAUGGAAGAGAGUGAAACCUCCACCAGGGUGUACAUGGAAGACGCGCCGCUGCUGAGAGGAGCGGUAUUCUUUGUGGGAAUGGCUCUGUGGGGCGCUCACAGACUCCAUGCUCUGAAAAACACACCAACACUCGUUCUGCCAUCUUUCUACAAGGCUAUGUCAUGUGCCAAUGAGGUGGUGUCGUAUGAAAUCGUCCUCUCCAUCACCAGACUGAUUAAGAAAUACGGCAAAGAGCUGCAGGUGGUCACAUGGGACAUCCUGCUGGGCAUCAUAGAGCGACUGCUGCAGCAGAUCCAGACGAUAGGCAGUGCAGAGCUGAAGGCCAUCGUCUAUGAGCUGCUGACCACAGUAGAGGAGCUGUAUGAGCAGAACGGUUACCACGGCUCCACGGAGAAGUUCUUCAGUCUGGUGGAGAAAUGUGCCGACAAGAGACCUGAUGCAUCAGUGCUGACCCUUAUCUCGUACAGAGCACAGUCCAUUCAGCCUGCAAAGGAUGGCUGGAUUCAGAGCCUCUACUGCCUCAUGGAGAAGUUCUUUAGGAACGAGACUCGCAGUGUGAUCAGGAUUAAAGUGCUUCAUAUCCUCUCAUUUGUUCUCAGUACCAACCGCCAGCUCUAUGAGGAUGAGCUGAUUGAAAAGGUUGUGAUCCCUCAGCUCAGUGGGAUAGCUGAAGACCGGGACCUGGCGGUCAGAAAACAGGCCACCCAGCUGCUGGUGGAUCUUGCUGAGGGCUGUAACACGCAUCACUUCACCAGCCUCCUGGACAUCAUCGAGCGGGUGGCCAGUCGCUCUCUCUCUUGCUCUGGGUCCCUGGAGGUUUCUGAGAGAGACCCCACAGCUGACUCCCCUAUGGAGGAUGUCAAGACUGCUGUACUGGGCCUGCUGGAAAUCCUGCAGAGCAAACUUUACAGCCUGCCUGCCAGCCAUGCAAGUCGUGUUUAUGAGCUGCUUGUCAGCCACCUGCAGCUUCACUACAAGAACAAAUACUGCUCAGCUACCGCUUCAACUAUUAGACUACAGGUGUUUGACUUCUUCCUGAAGAUGCACGCCGACUCCCUGCAUCGCAUCGGGGUUCCCAACAAGGAUGGAGUGAUGAGGUUCAGCCCUUACUGCUACUGUGACACCGGGGAGCCAGAGAAACGCGUUUGUGAUAAAAAGCCGGCAGGUUCUAUAUCCCCCCCUGCUGGCAGUCCUGCUCCAGUUGCUGCUCUUCCUGCUUCGGCUGCCUCCAUUCGUACAGCCUACCUUCCAUACGCACCUGCCUUCAGCGUCCUACUGCAGUGCCUCAAGAUGGACACUGACUGGAAAGUGCUAAAACUUGUUCUUGACAAACUGCCUUGGAUGCUGCAGUACAAAGUGCUGCUGCUCACUUCAUCGUGCAGCUUGGACCAGCUCUGUUCCACGCUCUGCGCCAUGGUGACAGAUCGUCAGAUCUCAGAUCGUUUGAAAAAGAUGCCAGAGGGUUCUUCCCGCACAGAUGUUCAGCUGGCUGUGGUUCCCGUUCUUACGACAAUAACCUCUUACCACAGCUACAUGGACCAAUCCAGACAGAGAGAGUUAGUUCAGUGUCUCGAAACUGGCCUCAUUUAUCGCUGUGCCAAACAGUGUGUGGUGGCCCUCACUAUGUGCACGGUGGAGAUGCCUGACAUCAUGAUCAAGCUUCUCCCGGCUCUUAUCGUCAAGCUCACCCACAUCUCUGCUACUGUAGCUAUGGCUUCUCCCAUGCUUGAGUUUCUCUCCACUCUGGUCCGGUUACCCCAUCUGUACGGCAACUUUGUAGCCGAGCAGUAUGUGAGCGUGUUUGCCAUCUCGCUGCCCUACACCAACCCCUCCAAAUUUAACCAGUAUAUCGUUUCCCUGGCCCACCAUGUGAUCGCCAUGUGGUUCAUACGCUGCAGACUCCCCUUCCGCAAGGACUUUGUUCAGUACAUAACCAAGGGUUUGCGCUCCAACGCCCUGCUGCCAUUCGACGACGGACACGAGCAAAGCCCCUUCCGCGCCCGGAGCACCAGCCUCAACGAGAGGCCCAAAAGUCUGCGGGCUGGGAAAGUGGCAAAGCCAGCGACAUCUGUAGCCAAUAGCAGCAGCUCUCCAGUUAAAGAGCUGAGGGACCUUUCGGCCAUGGAGGCUUUCCGCUCCCGCAGCAUCAGCGUCUCCGAACACGCGGUUCGCAGGAUGCACACCUCAACCACUACCUGCAGCCUGGGCUCUGCUGAUGAAAAUGCAGUGACUCAGGCCGAUGAGGGGCUCAAGACUGUCCACCUGGAGCUCACAGAGACUUGUCUAGACAUGAUGGCACGAUAUGUGUUUUCCAACUUCUCUGCUUUGCCGAAGAGGUCUCCCAUCGCAGAGUUUCUGUUAGCUGGCGGUCGUAGCAUGACCUGGUUGGUGGGCAACAAGCUUGUCACCAUCACAACCAGUGGGGGAGUCAGAACGCAAGCGUUGCUGGGCCUGGAUAUGUCCGAGCGUCUGGGAGGAGGAGGGGAAAUGACAAGGUCAGAUCCAUCACUUCACACCCGAAUGACCAAAGAGGCUCCGGCCAAACUGGAGUCGCAGUCCAGUCAGCAACAGAACAGAACAACGCGGACACGGGUUCGCUCCAGGUCAGGAGGUCAUGCUCUGCGUGCUGGUCCUAUUCAGAGUCUCAGUCCUCUGGUCUCCCCCUCUGAGGGAGAGUUGGCCUCUCCUCUUUCUCCUUCCUCUGGCCCCACCUUAGAUAGUGUUGGUCCUCCUUCCUCCACCUCUGCCCCUCUUUCUGUCCCCCCUCCUCUCAAAGACAACCCCAGCCUUGCUGAGUUUGUUCCAAUGCUCACUCAAGGUUGGGCAGAGAUCUUCAUCCGGAGACCUUCAGGUAACACCAGCUGGCUGAUGUGUCUGCAGAACCCGCCCAGUCCCUUCUCCUCUGAGCUGGGUAACAUGCCGCUGCAGGAGCUCUCCACUGUCCUGAUGGCAAUGGAGGGAGUAAAGGAGCCUCCUACUCAGACAGCUAGUGCUCCAGCCAGCACAGCAGCCCCAGCACCAACAUCUCUGUCUGAACCUCUAACUCAAACACACAGCAGUGUUGGAGGAAAGUCCAACCUGUUUCAGCGCUCCAACACUGACUCGGUGGUGGUACUGGAGGAGGGCUCAGGGGUCACAGCAGAGCACAUCCCACCUGAGUGGGUGGAGGGUGAAGGGUUUGAGCCAGUGCCCAUCGAGCCCAUAUUCAUGUCUGCUGACAAAGCUCCCCUUCCUGGAAUGCUCAGCAGGUCCUCUUCCACCUCCAGUCAGGAUGAUGAAAAAUCUACUCUGGAAGAGGUGAGCGAAGGAGCGAUUCCCAUCGAUCAGCCUAGUGUUGGCCCUUCCACCCCAGGCAGCCAGGGGCCUGAACUUCCUUUUCAGAGCCACUCUCCGUCUCAGGGUCACGGACUGAACAAGUCUAGCUCGUCUCCGGAGCUCCAGACCCUGCCUGAGGCCUUCACCAAAGCAGCUAUGGAAUCUGACAAAGUUCAGGGGAGCACGUCUCGGCCCAGAGCGCCAUCAGAUGGGAAGCCUCAGGCACAGCAGCCUUAUUCAGACAAAGACAAAGCAGAGGGGAGUGCAGGGGUGGACCUUAAUGGACCAGGAGGUCCGGUCCAAGGUGUAGAAGCCUCAGGCUCGUCAUCUCAGAGUGGAGGAGGUGCUAUGAAGUUAGCUUUUCCAGCUGCGCCAGCACUGCCUGGACCCAUCUCUCCCAGUGGAGGCCACCGACCCCGCGGCCACACCAUCUCUGUCUCAGCCCCGUCCUCCAGGAGAGAGAGGAAGACAGAGAGAGACUCCUAUCACAGCCGACCCGGGCCCAGCAACGCAGAGAAGAUCUCUGGACUGAGUCCCAGUUUUGUCUUCCUCCAGCUGUAUCACUCUCCGUUCUUUGGGAAUGAAGCCAAUAAGCCUCUGCUGCUGCCUAAAACUCAGGUGAUCGAUCGGGCUGUGAAGGUUCUGGACCAGAUGCCUCCGUAUGAUACCCACAAGAUCGGAGUGGUGUUUGUAGGAGCUGGUCAGGUCAACAAUGAAGUUGCCAUCCUUUCCAAUGAAUACGGUUCAAAGCGCUACGCCGCCUUCCUCACCGGUCUCGGUAAAUUAAUCCACCUGAAGGACUGCGACCCCGACCAGAUCUUCCUGGGAGGGCUCGAUCAGUACGGGGAUGACGGAGAGUUCACCUACUGCUGGCACGAUGAUAUAAUGCAGGCUAUAUUUCACAUUGCCACGUUAAUGCCAAACAGAGAGAGUGACAAGGGCUGCUGCAAUAAAAAGAGGCAUAUAGGAAAUGAUUUCGUGAUGGUCGUUUAUAACGACUCAGGAGAGGAAUAUAAACUGGGAACCAUAAAGGGUCAGUUUAAUUUCGUUGAGGUCAUUAUCAAGCCGCUUGAUUACGAGUGCAACCUUGUUUCUCUCCAGUGCCGAAAAGACCUCGAGGGCCUGGUGGACAAAACGGUGGCGAAGGUUGUUUCUGACCGCAACCUUCCACUCUUAGUUCGACAGAUGGCUCUACAUGCAAACAUGGCUUCCUUGGUGCAUCAGUACAGAGCUAAUCCCUCAGAUGCUUAUGCUUCCAAGUGGCUUGCUAGAUUACGGCACAUAAAGAGGAUCAGAACCAGAGCUCAAGAAGACAUCCAGUCCCGCUCAACUCCUGGAAUCUCGCUGACCCAGGGACACACUCAGCAGAACAAGUCAUUUCAGCAAAGCACGUCAGCAACAAACCCCGAGGCCUCUGGACAGAGGAAAAGACUUGUGUCAACAGUGGAUGAUUUCACUGAUUUUGUUUGAUUGCAUUGGUUUCUUUGGCAGACAGACACACACACAUAUACACGCACACACAAAACCACAGAUUGGUUGUGCUUGUGUGUCAACUAAUGUAUGAAUUAAAAGUAAUCAUUUAAAAAGA